AUGCACCCUUUCCUGUUUCCAUUCCCUGUUCUCUCACAGCACUGUUCUAUCACUGCCAUUCCGUUCCGUUCUCACAGCCGGUCCAUUGGAGUCCCUGAUGUUUUGAUCUUCAACAACAAUCGCCUUUUCCAGUUCUUCCUCAAGACCGAUUCAUCUGCAACUGCUGGGUUUACCCAGCUACCGAUUAAUACAAGCUAUAGUGCUGAUGUCUCUCCAUGUCGUUGUAGUGUGUUGGCCAGUUGCUUUUGUAGUUUGGUUCAACAAGCUUUUCCAGACCUAGAGAGUGUUGUUUACAAGGAGCGUGGUUAUCUUGUUACUGAUGAAGUGUUUGAGGCAUUGGCAAAAAUUGGAUUCUCGCUGGACUCUCCUGCUUUUUACACUGUCUGUGAGAGUUUUGAUCAAAAGAAGAAUGAAAGAUUCAGAUUAGAUGAUUUCAUAUCUCUUUGUAUAUUUUUGCAGUCAGCUCAUAAUAUGUUUGAUUCAUUUGAUACUACUAAGCAGGGCCGGGUGACUUUUGAUCUCAACCAAUUUGUAUAUUGCACUGCCAAUUGUAGGAUAAAGUAUAUUGAAAGCAAAAGAUAA
Humulus lupulus (European hop) is the source of this 582-nucleotide messenger RNA. RefSeq lists its product as uncharacterized. The record is from RefSeq and is a predicted model, not a curated record. The transcript has 8 exons. Bases 1 to 582 code for a protein of 193 amino acids. Lineage: Eukaryota; Viridiplantae; Streptophyta; Magnoliopsida; Rosales; Cannabaceae.